GUGCUCGGAUUGCGUUUCGGAGAGGACGAAGCGGACGAUUGGCAACGAACUCCCCGCGCCCACGGGCCACCCCCGCAUCGUCAAAACAGUCAUCUUCCCCUCCACGCAAGUCCAGCUCCAAGCGACCCGAUCAUCAUCCCAACGGUGAUGGCGUCCGCCUCCCUCCCGGCGCCCGCUCCCGGCCGCGCCGAGCUGCUCAAGGCCUUCGAGGAGUCCCGCACGGGCGUGCGCGGCCUCGUGGAGUCCGGCGUCUCCACCGUCCCGGAGAUCUUCCGCCACCCGGACCCCUACGCCUCCAUCCCGCUCGCCCCGCUCGGCGUCUCCAUCCCCGUCGUCGACCUCUCCCUCCCCUUCCCCGACGCCGCCGCGGCCGCCGCCGAGGCCGCCCGGACCUGGGGCUUCUUCCACCUCGUCAACUACCACCACGCGCUCCCGCAGCCCGCGGACGGCGGCGGCGGCGAAUACCCCGCGCGCGCCCUCGCCGCGGUGCGCGCCUUCAACGAGCUCCCGCCCGCCGAGCGCGCGCCGCACUACGGCCGCGCCGUCGACGGCGGGGUCAACUACUCCACCAACGUCGACCUGUACAACUCCCCCGCAGCCAGCUGGCGCGACACCAUCCAGAUCUUGCUCGGGCCCAACCGCCGGCCCGACCUCGCUGCCCGGAUCCCGGCCGUCUGCAGCGCCGAGGUGCUCGAGUGGGAGGCGCGCGCCACCGCCGCGGCGCGCGCCGUGAUGGGGCUCCUCUCCGAGGGGCUCGGGCUCGGGCCCGCCGCGCUGGAGGAGGCGUCCUGCCUCGAGGGCAAGGUCAUGGCGUGCCACUACUACCCGCAUUGCCCCGAGCCCGAGCGCACCAUGGGCAUCGUCCCGCACACGGACCCCGGCGUGCUCACCGUGCUCGCGCAGGAUGAGAUUGGUGGCCUGCAGGUGAAGCACCAGGAUGAGGAAGGGAGAAGCUGCUGGGUGGAUGUGAAGCCCGUGCCGGGAGCGCUUGUGAUCAACGUCGGGGACCUCUUGCAGAUAAUGUCUAAUGACAAGUACCCGAGCGUCGAGCACCGGGUGACCAUGAACACACGCGAGGAACCCAGAGUCUCAAUCGCCAUCUUCUUCAGUCCCGGAAAGAGAGGGGACUCGAUCUUCUACGGGCCAUUGCCAGGCCUGGUUUCUUCGGAGAACCCACCCAAGUACAGGAAUUUCACCAUGGGCGAGUUCUUUGGGACCUUCUUCUCGCGAGACCUUGCGAGCAAAGCUCUAAUCGAUCACUUCAAGCUGUAACGCAAGUGGUGACUGUCUAGUGUCGACCCAAAAAAUUCAGACCUGUGUAGUGUAGAGCUGUGUGCGGUUGCUGGUAAUGUAAAGAAAUUGUUCUGGCUCAGAACAGUCAUGCUAGAUUUGGCUCCCGUUUCGUUUUCCU
Molecule: messenger RNA, 1411 nt
Organism: Panicum hallii
Lineage: Eukaryota; Viridiplantae; Streptophyta; Magnoliopsida; Poales; Poaceae
Product: 1-aminocyclopropane-1-carboxylate oxidase homolog 4-like
Exons: 2
Coding region: 148-1272 (374 amino acids)
Source: RefSeq, a predicted model, not a curated record